Molecule: messenger RNA, 2406 nt
Organism: Chenopodium quinoa (quinoa)
Lineage: Eukaryota; Viridiplantae; Streptophyta; Magnoliopsida; Caryophyllales; Amaranthaceae
Exons: 1
Coding region: 428-2245 (605 amino acids)
Cellular component (GO): membrane
Source: RefSeq, a predicted model, not a curated record
CACUGCCGUGCUGUAACUAGCCCCACACUUUCAUCAUCCUUCAAAUUUCAUAAUCCAUAAUCACAAACUUCCACUCCUAACACCAAAAUAAAUACCACUCCAUCCCAUAAAUCAAGAACAAGUCCACUUUUUUUAUUCAAUCUUUUUGUCUUUUUAUCUUCUUUUUCAAUUAUUUUGGACCCUUUUUUAAAGUCUUUAUCCUUUUCCAAUUUUAUCUCUUUUCAGUUUUCACACUCACUCUUAAGUCUUAACAAAAUCAUAUUUCUUCCUUCCUCCUACCAAAAACCAAAACUAUACCAUACUCCAUUAUAAACUCAAAACCCCAAAAAAAAAAAACCCCUCUUCUACUUCUUUUAUUUUCACUUCGUUUGAUAAUUUCGUUUACAGUUUUGUGAGAAAACGUAUCCAAUCUCCCCACACUCGAACAAUGAACAACCCAAAGGGCGGCGGCGGCGGCGGCGGCGGCGAAACAACAAUGAAUUUCGCGGAGCAAGUAGUAAAGGGAAGAUGGUUCACAGUAUUCGCAUCCCUUUUGAUAAUGGCAGGAGCAGGUGCUACAUAUCUAUUUGGUGUAUACUCAAAAGAGAUUAAAUCAUCCUUAGGAUAUGAUCAAUCAACCCUUAAUCUUUUGGGGUUUUUCAAAGAUUUGGGUGCAAAUGUAGGUGUAUUUUCCGGCCUAAUUGCCGAAGUAAUUCCUACUUGGGCCGUCCUAUUAAUCGGAUCAUCCAUGAAUUUUGUGGGUUAUUUCAUGAUUUGGCUUGCGGUUACCUAUAAAAUCGCACGGCCUAAAGUUUGGCAUAUGUGUUUGUACAUUAUGAUUGGUGCAAAUUCUCAAAACUUUGCUAACACUGGUGCGUUGGUUACUUGUGUUAAGAAUUUUCCCGAAAGUAGGGGGAUUAUGCUCGGACUAUUGAAGGGUUAUGUUGGGUUAAGUGGUGCGAUUAUGACCCAAAUUUACUUAGCCAUUUAUGGGAACGACUCGAAGUCAUUGAUUCUGUUGAUCGGGUGGUUACCGGCCGCGAUUUCGGUUGUAUUUGUGUAUACCAUUAGAACCAUGAAAGUAAACCGCCAACCUAACAAUGAGGUAAAGGUUUUUUACCAUUUCUUGUAUGUUUCGAUUGGGUUAGCAUUGUUUCUUAUGGCUAUGACUAUUUUGCAAAAAUUGGUUACUUUUAGUAGGGCUGCUUAUGCUGGUAGUGUUAGUGUUGUUUGUGUUAUGUUGUUUUUGCCCCUUUUGAUUGCGGUUAGGGAGGAGUUUUAUAUUCGAACUCGAGCCGAGUCUCGGACUUGUGGUGGUGGUGGUGGUGGUGGUGAUGGUUCAUGUCCUUUGCCUUCCAAUAAUAGUAAUGUUGGUGGUUUUGUUGUGCCAAAAUAUAUUGAUGAUAAUGAGAAGGAGCUUUUGGAGUUUGUUGAUGGUAAAAAGAAGGAAAGGUCUUGUUUUCUUACUAUAUGUAACAAGCCUGAAAGAGGGGAGGAUUAUACAAUUUUACAAGCACUUUUGAGUUUGGAUAUGGGUAUUUUGUUCCUAGCUACAUUGUUUGGGUUAGGUUCUAGUUUGACGGCUGUGGAUAAUUUGGGUCAAAUUGGUGAAUCAUUGGGCUACCCGACUAAGACGAUUAGCACAUUCGUGUCUUUGGUGAGCAUAUGGAACUACUUUGGGAGAGUAUUCGCCGGGUUUGUGUCCGAAGCACUAUUAGCCAAGUGGAAGAUCCCACGGCCGCUAAUGUUGACACUUGUCCUACUACUCGCGUGUGUGGGCCAUCUACUCAUCGCGUUCCCCAUCCCAGGAUCCGUCUACAUUGCAUCAGUAAUCAUCGGGUUCUCCUUUGGGGCGCAACUGCCCUUAUUAUUUGCCAUCAUAUCAGAGUUGUUCGGGCUCAAGUACUACUCCACAUUGUUCAAUUGUGGGCAAUUGGCUAGCCCACUCGGGUCGUACCUACUCAACGUUAAGGUGACCGGGAUGUUAUAUGAUAAGCAAGCUAUAAAAGAGUUGGCUAAGAAAGGUCUAUCAAGGAAAGAUGUUAAGGAAUUAACAUGUCUAGGGUCACGUUGUUAUAGACUAUCUUUUCUUAUUUUGGCAGGCGUUACAUUUUUUGGUGCAUUGGUUUCAUUUAUAUUGGUGUUAAGAACUAGGGAAUUUUAUAAAGGAGACAUCUAUGAGAAGUUUAGGGAGCAAGCAGAGAAUGCGGACAAAGAGAAGGGUUUGGUGCUGAGCAAGCCUGCUGCACAAAAAGAAGCUGAAUAAUUAGUAGUAAUUAGUGUUUGUUUUCAAGUAUUAACAAAUGGUACAAGUGGUUGAUUCACUAAAUUGUUCCUCAGCUACACUAUUAUUGCAAUACAGUUGAGAUUCAAUCACGGUUGUAAAUUGAUUAAUUCGGUUGCUAUAUUACAAAGUAGUAUAUUUUA